This is a messenger RNA of Thunnus maccoyii (southern bluefin tuna), 2584 nucleotides long. RefSeq names its product UDP-N-acetyl-alpha-D-galactosamine:polypeptide N-acetylgalactosaminyltransferase 11 (GalNAc-T11) (gene galnt11). Gene Ontology annotation, biological process: regulation of Notch signaling pathway. The record is from RefSeq and is a predicted model, not a curated record. Gene Ontology annotation, molecular function: Notch binding. NCBI's taxonomy places the organism in Eukaryota, Metazoa, Chordata, Actinopteri, Scombriformes, Scombridae. The coding region runs from base 272 to 2029 and encodes 585 amino acids. The transcript is spliced from 13 exons. Gene Ontology annotation, cellular component: Golgi apparatus.
AGCUGUAUAAAGGGAACUGAGGUAACGGAACGUGACGACGUCUCUGCGUGAAGAUGACGGUCUGAAGGUAAAACUGUUUGUGCUGCUUUUAGCCACAGCGGCUAACUGACCUGUAGCCUGGCCGGAGUGCCGCUGAGCAAACCGCCAGCCGCUAAUGAACCGUGCAGAUUACUGACACAUCAGUGUGAACGUGGAGGAUAUCUGAGGAUCCUGUUUCUGUCGUCAGCAGAUUUUAACAAGUGUGAUGUGAGGCGAUGCUCGCUCGGCCACCAUGGCCAGUAUGACGCUCAGGUACUUCUGUUACGGCUGCCUCGUCACCUCGGCGACCUGGUCCGUCCUCCUCUUCCUCUACUUCUCUCUGGGGGAGGAGCCUGGCCACGGCAGGACCCCCCUGCGGCAGCGCAGCCAGCCGAUCACCAAGGGCCUGGCUGACCGGAGGGUGGGGGGGCGUCGGCUUCUGCCGGCCAAUAAGGGAGCAGAACUGUCACCGGAGAUGGGUAUGAUAUUUAACGAAGCGGAUCAGGAGGUCCGGGACACCGGUUACCAUCGACACGCCUUCAACGUCCUCAUCUCCAGCAGACUGGGCCAGCACAGAGAGCUGCCUGACACCAGAGACUCCCAGUGUCGGGAGAAGGUGUAUCCUCUGGCUCUACCUUCUGCCAGCGUAGUGAUCUGUUUCUUCAACGAGGCGUUCUCUGCCCUGCUGAGGACCAUCCACAGCGUGUUGGACCGAACGCCGGCGUACCUGCUGCACGAGAUCAUCCUGGUGGACGACCACAGCGAGCUCGAGGAGCUGAAGGACGACUUGGAUCGGUACGUCAGAGAGGAGCUGCAGGGGAAAGUCAAACUGGUGAGGAACCCGAGGAGGGAAGGACUCAUCAGAGGACGCAUGAUAGGAGCCUCGCAUGCUACUGGUGAGGUGCUGGUGUUCCUGGACAGUCACUGUGAGGUGAACCAGAUGUGGCUGCAGCCUCUGCUGGCUCCCAUCCAGACGGACCGCCGGACCGUCGUCUGCCCCGUCAUCGACAUCAUCUCAGCCGACACGCUGACCUACUCGCCCUCGCCCAUCGUCAGGGGCGGCUUCAACUGGGGGCUGCACUUCAAAUGGGACCCUGUCCCCCCCGCACAGCUCAAUGGGCCCGAGGGGGCCAUCGCACCGAUCAGGUCUCCCACCAUGGCAGGCGGCUUAUUCGCUAUGAACAGGAAGUAUUUUAACGAGCUCGGCCAAUACGACGCUGGCAUGGACAUCUGGGGCGGAGAGAAUCUGGAAAUCUCCUUCAGGAUCUGGAUGUGUGGCGGUCAGCUGCUCAUCAUCCCCUGCUCCAGAGUCGGUCACAUCUUCAGGAAGAGGCGGCCCUACGGCUCACCUGGGGGGCAGGACACCAUGGCCCACAAUUCCUUGCGGCUAGCACACGUAUGGAUGGACGAGUACAAGGAGCAGUAUCUGUCUCUGCGCCCAGAGCUGCGUGACCGCAGUUUCGGUGACAUCAGCGAGCGCGUGGCGUUGAGGAAGCGGCUGCAGUGUCACUCCUUUCGCUGGUACCUGGACACCAUCUACCCUGAGAUGCAGACCGUCGCCAAUGGCAACAAGCAGCAGCAGCAGAUGUUCAUCAACAAGGGCCUGAGACGACCCAAAGUCCUGCAGAGAGGACGGCUUCGUAACCUAUCAACGGGGCGCUGUCUGGUGGCGCAGGGCCGAGCCAGUCAGAAGGGCGGAGCCGUCGUCCUGCGACCAUGUGACCCCAGAGACCCCGAACAGGACUGGGCCUAUGAUGAGGAGGGUCAGCUGGUUCUGGCAGGUCUUCUGUGUCUGGACGUGUCAGAGGUCAGGACCUUUGACCCCCCCAGACUGAUGAAGUGUCACGGCUCAGGGGGGUCACAGCAGUGGAGCCUGGGGAAGUCUAACCGACUCUACCAGGUCUCGGUGGGUCAGUGUCUCUCCGUCGCCCAGCCGGUCGGGCCGAAAGGUUACGUUGCCAUGGCGAUAUGCGACGCCUCGCAGGCACAGCAGUGGCAGCUGGAGGGCUGAUGAGGCGGAUGACAUCACUUGUUCAUGUGGCGAACGGACGGACGGAGUGAUGCGACGUCUUAAAUGUUCUUUUAGAGACAAUCAGGUUUUAUUGGAGCAGCAGUCUGUGUUUGUUUGUUUGUUUGUUUGUUUGUUUUUACUGUUUGGUUCAGUAGGUUUUCUGCUCUCUGCGGCUCACAGCGACUUUUAUUAACCAGCAGAUUCUCCUCUCACAUUUUCUGUUUUUUCAUGUUUUACAAAUUCAUUUUCAGCCUCAUUUCUCUCUGAGCUGCUUUUUAAAACUCACUCAGCUUCUGUCCCGACAAAGACUGAAACAGUCCUGGAAUGUCCUGGAAUAUUUUGAACUUUGGAGAGAGAUUCCAGGUACCAACAGCAGGAGUUUUCAUAUCUGCGUCUGUUGCUUUUCAGUGGGAGGACAGAAGAAUUUCAGGUAAAGAUGGACUUCUAAGACAGACCUUGAAAGUCCUGUAAUGACCUGGAAAGUCCUGGAGUUACCGUUAUGAACUCAGUGACGUCUUGUGUGAAACGUCAGGACAAUAAAAAGCAGCGAAGCUA